Candoia aspera is the source of this 733-nucleotide messenger RNA. It is a transcript of the gene ROPN1L, whose product is annotated as rhophilin associated tail protein 1 like. NCBI's taxonomy places the organism in Eukaryota, Metazoa, Chordata, Lepidosauria, Squamata, Candoiidae. The transcript has 5 exons. The record is from RefSeq and is a predicted model, not a curated record. The coding region runs from base 22 to 675 and encodes 217 amino acids.
ACUUUUGGACCUUGAAUAACCAUGCCUGUUCCAGAUGUUAUGUUCUGUGCACAGCAGAUUCAUGUUCCACCUGAAUUGCCAGAUAUUAUGAAACAAUUUACCAAAGCAGCUAUCAGGACCCAACCACGUGAUGUUCUCCAGUGGUCUUAUGGGUAUUUUUAUGCUUUGUCAAGUGGAGAGCCUCUUCCUGUGAAGGAGCGUGUUGAAAUGCCAGUAGCUACACAGAAAAAUGAUACUGGUUUGACUCCUGGCCUCCUUAAAAUUUUGCAUAAACAGCUGUCUGGAAAGAAAACGGUGGAUUUACUAGAUCUCCAGAAAAAGUGGAAGAACCUGUGCUUGCCAAUGGAACAACUGCGCAACCUUCUUCGAUUGGACUCCUUUGCAGACGGAGUAGAAUGGAUGAAGUUUUUUGCCCUUGGCUGUAGUGCUCUUGGUGGAUCCCUGCUCAGUUCAAUGAAGCAUGCCUGUGAAAUUCUGACAUAUGAUCCAGAAGGUGGAGCAGCCCGUAUUCCAUAUAACACUUUCGAAUUUCUCUAUUCCUACUUGGCUAGCUUAGAUGAUGAAAUAACAGAGCAAGUAACUAAGCCUUUUCUCAAGACUCUUAAAGAACAAGCGUUACGUAAAGAAUGUAUGGUUGGCGUUGCAGAUUUCACCACUAUAAAAAUAAACCCUUAAAACAGGAACAUUUGAGGGUAACAAGUUUUCAGUACAUAGCAAAAUGUCAUGUCAAAUA